UUACAAAGAAAAAUCGAUAAAAUCGAUGUUGAAAUCGGAUCGAAACAACAGAGCUUACGUGUACUUUGUCUGUUAUAUUUGUUAAGUUGAGAGCAAAGGUUUUUAGUAUUUUUUGAAACAAUUAAGCAUUUGGAUCGUUAUGGAUUUGCCGUCAACCUUCAACUCUGAUGUUCAUGAUGCGAACAAGAUCAGUUCUUUAAGGAAACAUUACAAUUUUCUAGGAAACACCAAACUCGAAGUUUUCAAAGUUGGAUUAGGAACUGGUAUAAGCUUUGGUUUGGUUGAUUUUGAUGAAAAUGGUGAACCUUUUGGGAAAGAGUAUGAAAUUCGAGCUGCGACUGUAAAGAAAGCUCUACAAGAAGGUAUUAACUAUUUCGAUACUGCACCACUUUAUGCCGCUGGUAAAGCUGAAAAGGUUCUGGGAAAGGCUAUUCAAGGAUUACCUCGAGAAUCGUUUUACCUCGCUACUAA
This is a messenger RNA of Tetranychus urticae (two-spotted spider mite), 471 nucleotides long. The record is from RefSeq and is a predicted model, not a curated record. Lineage: Eukaryota; Metazoa; Arthropoda; Arachnida; Trombidiformes; Tetranychidae.